Molecule: messenger RNA, 248 nt
Organism: Ilex paraguariensis (yerba mate)
Lineage: Eukaryota; Viridiplantae; Streptophyta; Magnoliopsida; Aquifoliales; Aquifoliaceae
Source: the annotation of a GenBank genome assembly
UGGGUCCUCAAGAGAGGCAAGUGACCCCCCAAGCAGUGCCUACUGUGCAAUGGGCGGCGCCCCAAGCUUCCCAGGCAUGACUCAAGCUCCCUUCUCCAAGGCUGAUGGUGCGGGCGGCAGUCAAAGCGCUAAGUCCCUCACUCCAGACCGUGGUGGAGAUACAGGCAAGCCUGGUGGCAUUGUUGGUAAUAGCAAGAAACGGUCUAUUAGCGACUUGGGUCAAUUGAGCACUCAAGAUAUGCUUCUCA